Molecule: messenger RNA, 870 nt
Organism: Ostreococcus lucimarinus CCE9901
Lineage: Eukaryota; Viridiplantae; Chlorophyta; Mamiellophyceae; Mamiellales; Bathycoccaceae
Exons: 1
Biological process (GO): ribosomal large subunit biogenesis
Cellular component (GO): nucleolus
Molecular function (GO): GTP binding; GTPase activity; RNA binding
Source: RefSeq, a predicted model, not a curated record
GGAGCGUUCGGGCGGUUGCCGAACGUGUCGCCCGCGGAGCAAUUGAUCGCGAGCGCGGUGAAACGAGCGGGACGGGUGACGCCGACGCGGGGAUUGAAGGAUGCGGCGAGGGAGAGGAAUAAGAGCGCGAAACAACUCGACGCGCUGACGACGGGGGUGUGUAAACCGUUGAAGGAGUACGUGAAGGGGUUUCCGCCGCCGGAGCGGUUGCACCCGUUUGAGCGGGCGCUGUUGGAGCUGACGCUGAGCGAUAAAAAGUAUAGAACGACGCUCGCGGCGGUGGAUUCGAUGCGGAAGGGGAUGCUUGGGAUAGGUAAAGGGUACGCGUCGCAAGUCACGAAGACGACGGCGCUGAAAGAGGCGGAAGAGAUGCGAGAGAAGGGGUUCGCGGAGAUGGAGGCGUAUUACAGAAAGUACGCGAGGUGCGUGGACGAUUUGAAAUCCAUCGCCAAGUUGCUCCGGAAGCUUCCGGUGGCGGAGCUCGAGACGCCCACAGUCGCGCUCGUCGGUGCACCGAACGUGGGGAAGAGCUCGUUGGUGCGCGUGCUGUCUAGUGGAUUGCCGGAAGUGUGUAACUACCCGUUCACGACGAAGGGCAUCAAGAUGGGGCACUUUUUCGUCGACGACGAGCGACACGUGGUCACGGACACCCCGGGCUUGAUUAAUCGAUCGGAGGCCGAUCGAAAUAAAAUUGAAAUGCUCACCAUCGCGACGUUGGAGCACUUGCCGACGUGCGUGAUUUUCGUCACCGAUUUAACCGGGCUAUCGGGCACGUCCAUCGACGACCAGUUGCAGCUCAGAGAAGAGCUCUACAAACAAUUCGCCGAGCGUCGACCGUGGAUCGACGUCUUCUCCAAGUCGGCACUAGUA